Penicillium robsamsonii is the source of this 228-nucleotide messenger RNA. RefSeq lists its product as uncharacterized. NCBI's taxonomy places the organism in Eukaryota, Fungi, Ascomycota, Eurotiomycetes, Eurotiales, Aspergillaceae. The record is from RefSeq and is a predicted model, not a curated record. Bases 1 to 228 code for a protein of 75 amino acids. The transcript has a single exon.
AUGGCGCCUGUCAAAAUAAUCCAUCACACCAGCUCUGCAUCCCUGUCGCUCCAUUCGAUCGCCGAAAGAGGCGGCCACAAGCGCAACUGGGCGAAUAGGAAUCGCGGGGUCGUGCUUGUCUUCUGCAUCGUGUUUCUGGUUGUAGUUGGAAUCAUGGCACUCUUUGCAUACCGACGAAUGUUGAAACGGAAAGCCGACAAGGAGUCAUAUGAGACGACGCGUGAUUAG